Molecule: messenger RNA, 1356 nt
Organism: Arabidopsis lyrata subsp. lyrata
Lineage: Eukaryota; Viridiplantae; Streptophyta; Magnoliopsida; Brassicales; Brassicaceae
Product: protein BRANCHLESS TRICHOME
Exons: 1
Coding region: 416-1240 (274 amino acids)
Source: RefSeq, a predicted model, not a curated record
UAGCUAGGAGAGGUGGAACAGAUGAGGCAUUAAUAUUGAAUGUACGAACACACAAAUUGAGAGGUGGUUCAUUCAAAGCACAGAGAAGUUGUUGGCCUUUCAAAGAUACAUUGCCCAACAAACAAUCGUCAUGAAACUACAACAAACGUCAGUUUCAUCUUUCUUUUAACUGCAUUUGUUAGUUACCUAAGAGUUAGACGGCAUCUGUUUCUGCUACUUUUUCUGUCCUGAGGAAGAAUGAUUGAAGCUGAUAAUCAUGUGAUGACUCACUCUUUCAGCUUUACAACACACUUCCAUCUUCUAAAGUGAUAUAUAAUAAACCCUUACUUUCUUUCUUUCUUUCUUUUUCCUUUUUUUUUUUGUUUUGUUUUCCUUUUAUCUCAAUUCAUAAUAAUAGAAAAGGCCAAACAAAAAGAUGAAGGAUAUGAAGAUGCAGAGCAGCUCUGAAACGAUGAUGACCAGAAUCCCCACUCCAGAUCCUCACAAUACCGGUGUACGAGAAGAUGCAAUGGACACAGUCUGCAAACCCUGGAAGCUUUAUGAAAAUCCAUACUACUGCUCUUCUCUGUCUCAACAGCAUCAGCACCAACGCAAGGCAUUUAUUUGGGAUCUAAACUUCAUAAAGAUCUUCAUGGAAUCUGAACUAGGAAAAGCUCAAGACGAGAUCCAGGAAUUGAAGGCAGAACUGGACUAUGAGAGGAAAGCUCGAAGGCGCGCAGAGCUGAUGAACAAGAGGCUGGCUAAAGAUGUGGAGGAGGAGAGAAUGGCUAGAGUAGCGGAGGAGAUGCAAAACAAGCGGCUCUUCAAAGAGUUAUCGUCUGAGAAGUCAGAGAUGGUUCGGAUGAAACGUGAUCUUGAAGAAGAGAGACAGAUGCACAGGUUGGCAGAGGUUUUGAGAGAAGAGAGAGUUCAGAUGAAGCUGAUGGAUGCAAGGCUUUUCUUGGAGGAGAAGCUAUCUGAAUUAGAGGAAGCUAAUAGACAAGGAGAGAGGGAGAGGAAUAGGAUGAUGAAACCAAAGAUACUGGAGAGAGCCUGUAGCUCACCGGCUAGGAGGAGCUGCGAGAAUCCGCAAAUAAAGAGAGGAAUCAAUCCGUUCCCAAGAGUGAUGAGAGCAAUAAGAUCAAAGAGUGAGAAAUGGGGUUCAAAGCUGGAGUGCCAAAAGGUUCAGCUAAAAAUUCUGCUCAGACAAAAGACCACCCCAAGAUGUACUCCUCUUCUCUCCUCUCCUCCUCCUCCUUGAUACUGUAUGCUUGUUAUUUGUCCGUCUCGCACAAUCUUAAUAAUUCACAUCUAAGACUGAAGAUGUACUAAUAAGAUUCUAGCUCUUUGUCUGUCCGUUAGAUAACAUUUUCUUCA